ACCGCCCGACACGGAAGUUCUCCAUCCCCAUAUCUUUCCUAUUCUACUGAUCGAUCAAAUUAGGGUUAGAGCUUAACAAUUGAUUAAUGGACGAUGGAGUCCCUGCACCAGAAAGUGGAGUCGUGGAUCAGGGACCAGAGGACGAAGAUCUUAAAAGUGACGUGGCCCCCGCAGUGGCAGUGGCCGCUGGUGGUGAAGUGGCCGUGGACGCAUGGGAGGGAACAGCGGAAGCGUCUUCAGGAAGAAGUCGAGCGAAGAAAAAAGCAGCUUCAGGAUCUCUGUUAUGCCGUUAAAGCGGAAUCCGUCUCCGAUUUGCAGGAGAUUUUGUGCUGCAUGGUGCUCUCCGAGUGUGUCUACAAGAGACCUGCUAGUGAGUUGGUCCGGGCGGUAAAUAUAUUCAAGGCCGACUUUGGAGGACAAGUUAUUUCUUUGGAGCGUGUCCAACCCUCAGCAGACCAUGUUCCUCACAGGUAUCUAUUGGCAGAAGCUGGAGAUACAUUAUUUGCUUCAUUUGUUGGAACUAAGCAGUAUAAGGAUGUCAUCGCUGAUGCAAAUAUAUUUCAAGGUGCCAUAUUUCAUGAGGAUAAUGUGGAAGACACUAAUGGGAUAGGAUCCUCUGAGUCAGCUGAGUUUAGCAGUCAGAAGAGCAAUGGGGAGAAUUUUUCAAAACUUGUGGAGCCCAUGCCUAAGCAGACAACACCUAGCCUUAAACCUGCUGCUCACCGGGGAUUUAUGGCUCGUGCUAAAGGGAUACCUGCACUGGAGUUGUAUAGGCUUGCUCAGAAAAAGAAAAGAAAACUUGUUCUCUGUGGACAUUCACUUGGUGGGGCGGUAGCUGCUUUAGCCACACUUGCCAUUUUGCGGGUCUUUGCUGUUUCAUUAAAAGAACAUGAGAAAAUUCAAGUGAAGUGUAUUACAUUCUCCCAGCCUCCUGUAGGAAAUGCGGCUUUAAGAGACUAUGUACAUAGGAAAGGAUGGAAGCACUAUUUCAAAACGUACUGUAUUCCAGAGGAUCUUGUGCCGCGUAUUCUAUCUCCUGCAUAUUUUCAUCAUUACAAUAGCACACAACCUGUCAAAACGCCUUCAGAUGUUGGAACUUCAUUACUGAUGUCAAAACCUGGGGAAAGGUUUGAAAAGCAAAAAUCAGAAAAAACAAAAGACAGUGAAAGCGAAAAGUUGGUUCUGGGUUUGGGGCCUGUGCAGAAUUCUUUUUGGCGGCUUUCAAGACUUGUCCCAGUAGAUAGUGUUAGAAGACACUUGUUUCCUUAUGGAGCAAAGAAAGAUGAUUCUGCUGACAAAUCUGUAACUGUUAAUUCCAGUAUUUCGUCUACAAUUGGCAAUGUAGUUGUUCCCCCUCAAUCUCUUGAAAUACAAGAGGAUUCUGAUGUCAUCUCUCUUCGGCCAUUAUCUGAGCCCGAUGAUGAGGCUAUUGGUGAAGUCAAAACUGGAAAAUCAUUGGGCAAAAGUAGUAAACCUGAUGGGAACAAGAGACCUUGGCAGAAAAUUCCAGCCUUACCUUCAUAUGUUCCUUUUGGUCAGCUCUAUCUAUUGGGGAAUUCAUCAGUGGAAUCACUAUCUAGCGCAGAAUACUCUAAGCUGACAUCAGUCAGAUCUGUGAUUUCUGAAGUGAGGGAAAGAUUUCAAUCACAUUCAAUGAGGUCAUACAGAGCCAGAUUUCUGAGAAUAUAUGAACUCUGCCUGAAUGACAAUGAGACAUCUUUCUUGGGGAUGGAGCAAGUCCAACAAUUUUCCCAUCUGCAGAAAUGGUUAGGUAUUUCUGCUGCUGGUACAGUUCAGCUUGGGCAUAUUGUUGAGACCCCAGUUAUUCAUGCAGCAACUUCAAUAGCUCCCCUGGGAUGGAAUGGUAUUCCAUGUGAUAAGAAUGCAGAUGCUUUGAAAGUAGAUAUUUCUGGUUAUGGAUUACAUUUAUGCACGUUGGUUAAAGCUCGAGUUGAUGGCAAGUGGUGCUCAACCAGAGUGGAAUCUUUUCCUUCACCACCAGCUUAUGCUCAGAGUCAUGGAUUACAGCCAGAGAUACAGAAGAUGAGAGUAUUAGUUGGUCCUCCAUUGAGACAUCCACCAAAGCAUCAGAUGGUGGAGGGGUCAUUAGUGCCCAUUUUUCCUUCCCUUGAUUCUACUUUUGAUGAUCUCAAGUUGAAUCAGAAUGUUUCUGCACUUGAUGAGGGGAAAUUCAUUCGCCCUGAUGGUUUAAAUGAUUUUAUGAUAUUCUGCACAACUGAUUUUUCUACUGUGUCCAAAGAGGUUCAUGUUAGAACCCGUAGAGUACGUCUAAUUGGCCUUGAGGGUGCUGGUAAAACUUCGCUCCUAAAUGCAAUUUUGGAGCAAGGCAGAACUACUAACAAUAGUAGUCCUGAAAAUUUACAUAUAGAGGUUGAUGUUCAAGAAGGUAUUGCUGGUGGAUUGUGGUACUCAGAUUCAGCAGCAGUAAAUUUGCAGAAUUUAAAUGAGGAGGCAUCUGGGUUCAGGAACGAGCUUUGGAAGGGAAUUCGCGAUCUGAGUAAGAAAACAGAUCUCAUUGUUCUUGUACAUAACCUGUCUCACAGGAUACCAAGAUAUAGCCAUCCAGAUUCAUCGCAGCAACAACCUGCCCUUUCACUUCUUUUGGAUGAGGCUAAAUCUCUUGGAAUACCUUGGCUCCUAGCCAUAACAAACAAAUUUUCUGUGAGUGCACACCAGCAAAAGGCGGCUAUAGGUGCUGUUGUGAAAGCGUACCAGGCAUCUCCUGUGUCAUCUUCAAUUAUUAAUACAUGUCCAUAUAUUAUGCCCAGUGCUGCAGGUGCUUCUCACUCUUGGGAAUCUGGUGCCACAGAUUCUGACAAAGCGGCGCUGUCUCGAAAGCUUUCUUUUGCUCCUAUUAAUCUUUCAUGGAGACCUUUCCAGAAGAAAGCUGCCGUUCUGCCUGUAGAGGGUGUAGCUGCUUUUUGUCAGCUCAUUCACCAUGUGCUCCGGAACCAUGAGGAAGCUGCUUUUGAGGAACUGGCACGAGACAGGCUUUUUGUGGAAUUGGCACGUGCACGUGCAUUGGUAGCACAGUCAAACCAAGAUGCUCGUGCUAAGGCAAACUCUCUCACUUCUGCAGCUGUCGGUGCUUCACUUGGCGCUGGUCUGGGCGUUGUGUUGGCUGUUGUGUUGGGUGCAGCAUCUGCAUUGCGGAAGCCAUGAAAUCUUUUCAACUGAAGUUCUUGGGGCCUGUGCAGAUUUUGUAGGUGUAUAGAGUUAGAUUUGUAGAUUGUAUUCUCUUGUUAUUGUUUGUGGAGGUGUAAAGUUAUUUUCGUGAACUUAUUGGCACAUUACAAUAUGGUAAUUUCAUUUAUCAAUUUCUGAUAUUGUAAUCUAAAAUAUUGAUUCUCCGCCCUUCUGAGGUUUCUCACUGCUCUAUACAGAGUAGAAUAUCACUGCCAUUAAGGCUGGAUCCUUGUUUAUAUUGGCC
Messenger RNA from Coffea eugenioides, 3451 nucleotides. RefSeq lists its product as uncharacterized. Gene Ontology annotation, biological process: lipid metabolic process. The transcript has 14 exons. The record is from RefSeq and is a predicted model, not a curated record. The coding region runs from base 94 to 3183 and encodes 1029 amino acids. Lineage: Eukaryota; Viridiplantae; Streptophyta; Magnoliopsida; Gentianales; Rubiaceae.